Carassius auratus (goldfish) is the source of this 3421-nucleotide messenger RNA. Its product is annotated as protocadherin-16-like. The coding region runs from base 1007 to 3421 and encodes 804 amino acids. Gene Ontology annotation, cellular component: plasma membrane. The record is from RefSeq and is a predicted model, not a curated record. Gene Ontology annotation, biological process: homophilic cell-cell adhesion. NCBI's taxonomy places the organism in Eukaryota, Metazoa, Chordata, Actinopteri, Cypriniformes, Cyprinidae. Gene Ontology annotation, molecular function: calcium ion binding. The transcript is spliced from 8 exons.
AUAUAUUUUAACUGUGCAUUAAACAUCUGUAAGAAUUCCUUUUGCUCACCAAGAUGCAUUUAUUUGAUUAAAAGUCUGGUUAAAAAAUAAUGUUUUCAAUAUUGUAUGGCUGCAUAUGGUAUGUAUUUGAUGAGUCUACGCUUCUGUCCUCACAUAAAUGUCAUUAUAAAUUGGCCAUAGCUCUUCCAGAAUACAAGGCCAGAUUUUUCCGUUUGUAUCAGUUGUUGCGUCCUUCACCACAAGAAGCUAAUGCUCAGUUACCCCCUCCACAUUACUCCUUAGAGUCUCCAUCUUUCAGAAAGAGUGGCCCUCUUUACAUAGACAGUCACCCAGGCAUUCAAGAGCAGGGAGAGUAGAGACACUUUUCAUCCCUGCUGCUCUCUCUCUCCUUCUCUUUCUGCCUUCUCUUGUUUUCCCACUCCACUGUGAGAGAUUGAUGAGACAGGUGUGGCCAAGAACAGACCGGCUGGCAAUAAAUCCAUGGUACAAUCAGCUAGAAGACAGAGAGAAAGAAAAUACAAAGAGAUGGGGAUUUUUGUCUGGAGUGUCUUGGUUAUUUAAUGGGACCAUACUGAAGUCUCAGCAUUAUUGAUUAAUUAUUUUAAUGAAAACGUAUUAAGAUCUCUGAAUCUGAUCUUCUUGUAUUCUCUGGUUUAGGACGUCAGGCGACCGUAAUUCUGACAACGUUCUCUGUGUUUGUGCUCCACAGGUAAAAGCAGGCGAUGCAGAUGGUGGGUCAUUUGGGGCCAUUACAUACUCUAUUGGAUCCGGGCCCACUAGUGCUCCACCCAGCCAGUUCACCAUCAAUAAGGAGACUGGACAGAUCUGCACCAGUGUGGCUCUGGAUCGAGAUGAAGGACCAGACAGUUUUGACUUCACUGUGACUGCAACGGAUGGGGGAGGCCUUACAUCCUCCGCCUCUGUGAAGGUAUCACUGGUGGACAUUAAUGACAACAGACCUACAUUCUACCCUGUGAACUACGCCGUCAGCUUGAGCACACAGAGCAUGCCCGGGACCUCUGUUGUCAGGGUAACGGCUCACGACCCAGAUGCUGGUGCAAAUGGUAAAGUGACAUAUCACACUGUCCCUGAUGGAGGAUCCAGUUUCUUUACCCUCAACAAGGACACAGGUGUGAUCUCGCUGUCACGCUCACUGCAUGGAAAGGCCAACUCUGUCAUCGCCAUGGUGAUCACAGCACGGGACGGAGGCGGUCUCACAGCACCUGUCAAUGCCAGAGUGAACAUCAGCGUUGUGGCUGGAUCAGUGGCACCUCCAGUGUUCGAGCAGGCGCAGUACUUCUUCACCGUCUCUGAGGACGUGCUCCGGGGGACCGAGGUUGGUGUAGUGAGGGCCAGCAGCAAGAAUGGAGUCUUUAAGGAUGUCACCUACACUAUCUCUGCUGGGGAUCCAGAUGGUUAUUUCAUGGUUGAUCCAGAAACUGGAGCGCUCAGAACAAGCCUUCCUCUGGACCAUGAGUCACGACCCUUUUACAACUUGGAAAUUCAAGCUCGCAGCGGUUCCCCUCCAGCUUUUGGAGAGACUCGCGUUCGAGUCACCAUUGCAGAUGUGAAUGAUAACGCCCCCAUAUUUUUCCCGUCAUCGUCUGAGUCUCUGCUCCUAGCAGAAGCCACAAAAAUGGGUACUGUGGUGUACCGCGUACAGGCGGAGGACCUCGACUCCGGCCCUAACGGACAGCUGAGCUUUGACCUGAUGUCUGCCGGAGUGCAGCGCACAUUUGGCGUGGAGCGUAGCAGUGGGGAAAUCCGGCUAAUUGGGAGUCUGUCGUAUGACAGCAUACCUCGCUAUGACCUCCAAGUGAUCGCAAAAGACAGUGGUGCACCUCAGCUCAGCGCUACGUUCAGCCUGGUGGUUCACAUCCAGGCGGAGAACGGCCAGGGUCCUGUGUUUGACACAAUGACCUACCGUGUGGAACUGAAGGAGAACACGCCACUCAACACAAACUUCUUACAGGUCCGGGCGCUCAAUAGAGAUCCCAAUGGAAAUGGAGGGUCGUCCAAAGGUUCCACAUUAUCUUCCACAAUUGCAUACCGGCUCCGGCCUGAUGGGGACGCAGCAGGUUUUGGGAUUGCCCCGGACAGUGGAUGGCUGUUUGUUAAGAGUGCUUUAGACCGUGAGGCCAAGGAUAUUUACCUGUUGACUGUGCUCGCCACCUCUGGAAGCGGCCAGAUGGGGAAGACCGGCAGCGCGACAGUGAGGGUUUCUGUCACAGAUGAAAAUGAUAAUUCUCCUCGUUUCUCUCAGGAGAGAGUGUUCUUGGCAGUGAGAGAGAACUUGCCUGCGGGAACUGGUUUCGGAAGGGUGUCUGCUACCGACCGCGACGCUGGCCUCAACAGCCGCCUUGCAUACAGAUUGCUCCACACGGACCGCUUCUUCCAAAUCAAUUCCCAGACUGGUGAAAUCAGUACCAGAGCGGCUCUAGACCGUGAGCAACAGUCCAGUUAUCAGCUCAUUGUGGUGGUUCAGGACGGUGGUACCCCUCCACGUAGUGCCACCGGAACAGCCCAUAUCACAGUGCUGGAUGAGAACGACAACGCACCAGCAUUCAGCCACACACAGCCUGGCAGGGAGAAUCUCAUUCAGGUUCAGGAGGGUCUUCCUGCCGAUUCUUUAUUAGGAACUCUACACGCUAAAGACCCAGAUGAGGGAGAGAAUGGCACUAUUUUCUACUCAUUAUCAGGCUCUAGAGCGGAACGUUUCUCCUUGAACCCAAACACUGGAGAGCUGCGCUCCUCUUCCUCCCUGAGGCGAGCUGAAAAGGCAGAGUACAGCUUCACCGUCACUGCCAUGGACCGUGGUGCUCCAUCUCAGAGCUCUUCAGCUGCCUUACGUAUACAGGUCAUUGGCUCUACAAGGACUCCUCCAAAUCCCAACACCUUAUCCAUGACUCUCAACUCAGUGGAGGGAGCCAAGCCAGGCUCUGUUAUUGGCUCAGUUAGAGCACAUGACCAGCGUGAAAUGACCUUAAACGGUCAGGUGACCUACCUUGUAGUGGGAGGCACAGAUCACGAAGGAACCUUUAUGGUUGACCGUCUCACUGGAGAUGUUUACUUGGCUAGAGAGCUGGAUUAUGAAAAAGGGUCACGGUAUACUCUACAGAUAGAAGUGGACGAUUUCUCCAAGGCCUAUCCAACCUCUCACAUGGUUCAGCUGGAAAUCAACGUGAAGGAUAGUAAUGACCACGCACCAGAGUUUCCAGAAGAUCCAGUAACUAUUGUUAUUCCUGAGAACAUACAAGCUGGCUCCUCCAUUUACACCUUCCAGGCGGCUGAUAAAGAUGGCAGUGGACCCAACAGCGAGAUACGUUAUUCUAUCCAACAUCAGUGGCCUGACAUCCCAGAUCUCUUUAGUCUUGAUCCCGUCACAGGAGUCUUAAAAACUAGGCCGAGAGAUGGACCAUGA